UGUGACUGACUUUACCAGGACCGUGCUGCGCACGCCCCAUGCAGGUCCCUCCCGAUCUGGCCACUGGACCCUCAUCUAGAGGCGCCUUAGCUGUGCUGCUCUGAGACCUCCCUCUGCUCUCAGCACUGAAUCCGGUUCAUUUUCACCUUCUCGGGCCAGCCUGGCCUGCUUCCCUCUCCGGUAAUCUGGGAGGAGGACUGAACUUCCCUUGUCCCUGCUGAAGACAGCUCAGAAUCAUCCCAUGCUGGUGGAGCUCAAGAAUGGAGAGACGUACAAUGGGCACCUGGUGAGCUGUGACAACUGGAUGAACAUUAACCUGCGGGAGGUGAUCUGCACGUCCAGGGAUGGGGACAAGUUCUGGCGGAUGCCUGAGUGCUACAUCCGAGGCAGCACCAUCAAGUACCUGCGCAUCCCCGACGAGAUCAUCGACAUGGUCAAGGAGGAGGUGGUGGCCAAGGGCCGCGGCCGCGGUGGCCUGCAGCAGCAGAAACAGCAGAAGGGCCGAGGCAUGGGGGGCACUGGGCGAGGUGUGUUCGGCGGCCGGGGCCGCGGCGGAAUCCCGGCCACAGGCAGAGGUCAGCCGGAAAAGAAGCCAGGCAGACAGACAGGCAAACAGUGACGCGCCCCUGUGUCCCCAGAGACUGCGCUGCCGCUGAGCAUCUGUUUCCACCGUCUAGGUCACAAGUCUGUUCAGAACGAAAAGAAGAGGCAGGUGGCGGCGGAGAGUCCCCACCUGCCACUUGUGAGCAUCCUCUUUUCUGAAAAGCCCCUUUCCUUUGUAUAGUCAGCAGUUCUACAGGUGGAAAUCUUUCAGUAUUUUUGGUUUUGUGAAGUCACGGCCACCGUGGUUCCUGGAAGAUUCUGUGUUUAAUGUGUCCUUAAAGCCCUUUCCCUUGUUUUAAGGGCAGGCAUUCUCCAAACAGCUUCGUUUUGCAUUUUAUGUUGGAUCCGUGUGUGACCAGUGAGGGAAGCUUUAUUUUAAGCUGUUUACACUGAGACUGACAGCCUUGGGAAUUUCCAGAAACAUGGACCCCAGAAUUGCCUUUUCAAAACAAAUAGGGAUGAAUGUGUUCCUCAGAAGCUGUUCCAGAGACAUCGCUGGGCCCUGCCCCUUUACCCCCUUCUCUCUCUUACAAAAAUAAAAACAUAAAACCACAAA
Messenger RNA from Manis javanica (Malayan pangolin), 1159 nucleotides. NCBI's taxonomy places the organism in Eukaryota, Metazoa, Chordata, Mammalia, Pholidota, Manidae. The record is from RefSeq and is a predicted model, not a curated record.